CCGUAGUGGAAAAUCAAAAGUUACCGUCAGUUUUUUAGACUCAAGUAUAUCGGUAGACAUGUUAUUAUGUGAAAUUGUUUAUCACUUAUGGGGAUGGUGGUUUUAUUAGUGUGCGGUGUUUUAAAAAAAACAUGCAUAUAGGAUGUGAUGUCGUUGCCGGUAUCCCAAUAUGAGGCCCUGCUUGCUGAAGUACGCGACUUGAGAAAGAAGGCUCAACGCGUCCAACAGCUUGCCAGGCCCCUCAUUGGUAGUACAGACUACAAUUCACAUUCAAUCUCAUCUAAUAAUGAUUUAGAUGAACCUUAUGACAUGGAUUCCUUAUUAUUAGAUCGACAAGUGAAUUCACAAACAUCAAACUAUGACCCUGGUGAUGGGUCGUCCGGCACCGGAACGGAAACGGGGGCCCAAUGUUCAUCAGAAGAAAAAUACAAGAGUACCCACAUGUCGGUCAGCAGCGAGCCCAUCUCGCACCGCAACAGAUCGUCGUUGUAUCACGGCACGUGGCCCGUCGAAAGAACCAUGUGGAACUCCGAACCGACCAGUCUGGGCACUCAGACUUCCACCAUACACAAUGGAAUGGAUGUAACGAGUGUGAUGAGUUUCGCGUCCAGUUCUGGGGGAGUGCCUUUGGACAGGGUGCUGGACAGUCCGGACACAUCGCGCAGGUCCUCGCAACAGCUGGAGGCUAAGGUCGACAUGGUUUAUAGUUUGUUAGCCGUUUUGGGCGGCCAGGAACACGCCGACAUGGGAGAGACCCUCCUUGCCCUCAGUACAAAUCCCGAAAGUUGUCUUGCCAUGCGUCAAUCCGGAUGCAUACCUUUAUUGGUUCAACUGGUGCAAUCGGAAAAGGAUGUGGAAACCAAAAAGAAGGCUUCGCAAGCCUUACAUAAUUUGGUGCACUCGCAGCCCGACGAGAAAAUCAGAAAGAGGGAGACCCGCAUCCUGAAACUGCUGGAACAGACCAGAGCCUACACAGACGCACUGCGAUCUAAUACUGACUAUCUUCCUGAGAGUUCUUCCGCAAAUGAAGGUGCAGAUGGUGAUAAACAUCCUGUUCAAAUAGUGGCUCAUUUAAUGAAGCUUUCUUUUGAUGAGGGUCACAGACAAGCCAUCUGUCAACUAGGAGGAAUUUAUGCUAUUGCUACUUUAGUAGAGGCGGAAAACGCAAGGCACGGUAGUACUUCAAGCGAUAGCCAUUGCAUACUUAUGCGUAGAUAUGCAUGUAUGGCACUCACGAAUCUCACGUUUGGCGACAGCGGCAACAAAGCCUUGCUGUGCUCCUUUCGGGAGUUUAUGCGAGCCCUCGUUGUCCAACUGCAAAGCACCAGCGAUGAACUCCGACAGGUUACCGCUAGUGUGUUGAGGAACCUGUCGUGGCGUGCGGAUGCAACAAGCAAGGACAUCCUGCGAGAGGUGGGAAGCGUUACUGGGCUGAUGAAGUCGGCGAUGCUGGACAACAAAGAGAACACUCUGAAGUCAAUUUUGUCGGCGUUGUGGAAUUUAUCUGCUCACUGUACCGAAAACAAGUCGGAAAUAUGUGCUGUGGAAGGUGCUCUGGGCUUCCUCGUGGACAUGCUGACGUAUAAAACUCCGACGAAGUCGCUGGCCAUAAUAGAAAACUCCGGCGGCAUUUUGAGAAACAUUUCAAGUCAAAUCGCCGUCAGGGACGAUUACAGAGAGAUCCUAAGGAAACACAACUGUUUACAAAUAUUACUCGACCAAUUGAAAUCGCCUAGCCUGACCAUAGUCAGCAAUGCUUGCGGUGCAUUGUGGAAUUUAUCCGCAAAAUGCGCCGUCGACCAAGAAGCUUUAUGGCAAAUGGGUGCACCUGCGAUGCUUCGCAGCUUAAAUCAUUCCAAACACAAAAUGAUAGCCAUGGGAUCAAGUGCUGCCUUAAAGAACCUACUGAGUGCCAGGCCUCAACAAAGCAUAAUUUCGCAAAUGGAUUCGACCGCUCUCUCUCUAGAUUUACCCGUAUUACCGACUUUAGGAGCCAGGAAACAGAAAGCCUUAUUACAAGAUUUGGACAAUAAUUUAUCCGAGUUGUACGAGAACAUUGAAAAGGAUUCGCCGGUAAAGGUGCCCAAAAAUGACAAAUACAUUCCAACAAAUGAUUUUAUACAAAAGUCGAACCAUCACAAAUCAUACGAUUUCAUCACCAGGACGGCCAUCGACACAGAUAAUUUAACCAACUCUUUCGCCAGUCUGAACAUUAACGAGCCAUCCACCAGCUAUGCACUUGACACACCACGCUCUAAGUCUAAAAUACCUCAGAGUUACGGCAGCACCAGUCUGCCGUACAUGUCGACUUCCAUGCAAAAACGAGUACCGACUUCUUCCACCUUUAUCCCCGUGAGGAACAAAUUCUCCGACUGCUCCUACGAGAAUGAAAUUGACGUGUCCGACCAGUCUACAGAUUACGGCCAGAAAUAUUCCGAAAGAAAUGUUACAAAAAUCGAGCCGAAUGAAAUAGAGCCAGACGAGGGUUCUUUCAUGUACAACAAAUCUAAUAAAGCUGAGGAUGAAAAUUUCGGAAUUUAUGCCGAGACCGAUUUGGACCAACCGACUGAUUAUUCAAUAAGAUAUGCCGAGGACGAUUCAGACUCGGACCAAUGCAAGAAAUCUUCCAAAGACGUUCCCGCUGCUUUUAUACAUGACACUCUAAAGACUUAUUGCACUGAAGACACACCGUACGAAACGCCACUGAACUUUUCGACAGCCACUUCCAUGUCCGAUCUCAGAAUGGAAGAGAAACGCGUCAUAGACAACGACAACUUAACGAACAACGUGCCCAAAUGUAAGGAAAUCAAAAAUGAAGACGAAAAAGAGCGUUGUUCCACCGAGGACAUAUCCGAACUAGAAAAUCUUCCCAAAUCCUGUGAUAAGAUACCGAAGUCCGAGUUCAGUUCAGGAUUGCUGUCACCUGAGAAACCGAUAAAUUACUGCGAGGAAGGCACUCCCGGUUAUUUCUCCCGUGUGAGCAGUUUCGGCUCUCUAAACUCCAUUCCGCCUAACGAAACUCUAAAAAACGAGGCCAAGGAACAGGAAAUCGAAGAAAAGACUGUUGAAAAACAGGUGAAGAGCCCUGCUGAGGUGAAGGUGGUGAAAUUCGAACAAAACGUCAACUAUGCGGAACAAACGCCCUUGAUGUUCAGUCGAUCCAGUUCUUUGGAGUCUUUGGGCAGCAUUGACCAACAUUCGAUACACGACGACAGAAGUUCUGUGGUUUCCGAUUUAAGCCGACUUACAAGUGGAAUAGUAUCGCCCAGUGAAUUACCGGAUUCGCCGACACAAACGGUGCCACCAAGCCCUAAACCACGGAAAGUGUCACCGGAGUUUCCUUUCACUUCUAAAUCUAUAUCUGGAGAAGACACGCGACCCCAGCCAGCUCCCAGAAAUAUUUCGAAACAUAGCGUUUUCGAGGAUCGCUGUACCAAGUUUAAAGAAGAAAGCACUCCUGUGCAAUUCUCAACUGCUACAAGCCUAAGCAGUCUUACCAUUGAUGACCAAGAUGAACCUACUUUGCAGCGGGUAAUGGAAAGCGCAAUAUCAAAUGUCAACGAGCCUGUAGUGAAACCAGAACAAAACGAAAAAAAGGACGUGGAAAAAGAAUCCAACAUAUCGGACGUAAAUGACGAGUUGGCGCAGGAGUCUGAGGACGACGAGGAUAUUUUAGCUGCAUGUAUCUAUAUCGGAAUGCAAAACAACAGAUAUAAUAAUGCAAAUUCUUCGUCGCCAACUCCAAGCAAAUUGCCAAUUUCGAGCUACAAAUAUCAGAACAAACCACAAACCAGCGGAAUACCCUUGCCAAAAUCUAUGACCAGAAUUGCCCCAGUAGGUCAAUCAAGUUCACCCAAUAUUGACACAGUAAAAACAUAUUACACUGAAGAUACGCCCGCCGUUUUAAGCAAUGCCGGUUCCAAUUCUGACUUGAGCAAUGUGUCCAUGCUCACCAAUGACAACAAAAGUAAGAAAGAUUAUCUGUCAGAUGAUAGCAGUAUUUUAUCUGGGGACAAUGACAACAUACUUGCUGAAUGCAUUCAGUCAGGUAUGUCCAAUAUUGUCAAAACAAAAGCCACCUGUUUACCAAGAAGAAAUAUUCCUGCAAGCACUCCAUUAAAAUAUAAUUCAAACGAAAAUAAACGUAUUGUAAAAGGAGAAAGCAGCAAACUACAAAAAGACAGCAAUAGAAGACCAAAUGUGGCACUACCAGAGUAUUUGUCGGCCAAAGACGAAUUGGAAAGUUACGGGGUAGAAAACAGUCCAGCUCAAUUUUCCUUAAGGUCCAGUCUGAGCGAUUUGACAGCCGAUGGGAGUGUGGCAGGACUAACAAAGGGAGGAUUCGAGAACAAUGAAUUUGGGAGCAACAAUCAGCCUUGUUCAUCUACGAGUAGAAACUCAGUGGAACCUCUUAACAUUUCGCAAGAACACAAUGUGAGCGUUCGCGAAUCGUCGUCCUCAAUCAGUGUCGAAUCGUUGGAGUCCCUGGAGGCGGAACAAGCUCUUUUGGAACAGUGUAUAUUAUUAGGCAUGUCUAAGAUCACUGCCGCCUCCACUUUGGCGACCACCAAACCGUUAGACAUUUCCGCGACGAACAAACCGGUGGGCAUAGCUACCAAACAGUUUUCGCGGCACACUGCCGGCGACGGUAGAUCUAGCUCACCGACGGUGACGUCUCCUGUCGACGAGAAACAGUCAAAAAACGUGAAUGUUGCGUCUGUUGCCGGGAGCACAGCAGAAACAGUCAACACAGUGCAUCCGGCCACCACAGCCGUGGCAGCAGACGUAAGAGAAGAUCGAGGACACGCGACCUCCGAUCCCAGAUGCCGCAGUCCGGCAGAUGCAUCUCCGGACAAAUACUCGCCUAUCGAAGAGAUCCACUCGACAUAUCAAAAGAAGUGUGGAUUUAAUGCUCCGACGGCGUAUGUAGAAGAUGAAAUCAGCCCGACCCAUUCAUCGCCCGACGACUCAACAAAUUACAUCAAAGAUGACUUCGAGGCACGCUUGAACAGAAGCUGCAACUUAACCGGAAAGACUGUUGAUAACAGAAUGCUGGAUCCGGAUGCAAUGAUCGAAUCUUUGGACCGAUUCACUGCAGAAUUAGUAUCACAAGCAAGUCAAUUAAAUAAGGAAGACGACAGAUAUAAAAUCUCAACAUCGGAUCACACUUGGGACGACGAUACUUCGCCGAAUGAGAUUACUUUCCCAAGUAUUUCGACCAGUGCUCCUAAUGUGGUCACCUUUAAAAGUGACGAAGAAUCGAAUAAUGAGACUAAAGAUCAAGUAGACGGACCGGUCAAUGAAUUACCUUCCAAUGAUUUUUCGUCGAUUAACACGAGCACCAUGACGGAAUCUACGUUGAUUGCCUUUGAAGCCAAUAAGCUGGCGACUGCUUUCAAAAACGAGGCCGACAUGUCUCAAAGCAUCACCAGUGUUAAUUCGCUUGAACUGGACCAAAUUCAACCCCCAUCGCAUCUCAAUUCGAUGACUAACAGCGCGGUCAGUUUAGAAAAGCUGGUUCCAAAAAGUCCAAAAUUGGUGACGCGUAAGAAAUCUUUACCUGCUGGUCUGAUGAUACGAAGAGCUCUAACUAACUCUUUGAACCACGGAUCGAGUUUAGAGAGUUUGGAGAAUCAAAGUAUUUCCAACUUGGACCAAGUGAAACCUCCGGCGGAAAUCAAAGAUGUAUUUGACAUGGAGGCAAGUUUGUCUAGCGUAGCGAGUUUGCCCAACGAAAUGUCGGAAAUGAAAGCUGAUUUCGUUAUCAACGGAAUAUUGAACAAGGACUCCCAAAUGCUUCAAGACCACAAUCCUAUAUUUAACAUAAAACACCAAGCGAACGUUAUCCAUUUCAUGGGAUCGAGUGUCAGCGACAUAGAAAAUAUGAAUCCACCGUCAAUUUUCAACGAAAUUACCGACAUGUGUAAUUCCCUGUCCGACAUUCCCACUGAGGCCAUUGGUAGUGAAACUGAAAUAUUUGAAGACUGUUACACUCAUGUUGCGGAUACUACUUUGGUAGAAGAUCAAACCGAAUUUACGGAUGCCAACAGUAUUACUCCCAUACAGUCAGACUUUGGGUCUAGCAGUAAUGAAUCUUCGCCUAAAAAAGCCAGAAACCUUAGCACCAAUAAACAAAAAAGGAGUUUAGCAAGGGAGCGUUAUAAAACUUAUACGAUUCCACCAGAAAUUUUAUCAGAAAUGCAAAGCAAACAAGCAAAUAAAUUAGAGUCUACUUCUGAAGAUUACAACACAGCAAUUGAUCACACCAUCGACGAAAACACUUAUGUGUCACCGACCUACAGCAUAGCUAGUUCCAAAAAAAUGACACCUAAAGAACAAAGACGCGCUAACAAAUCGAGAUACGACACGCAAGUUCUAGAUGAGGCCGUUACGAGCAUUUUACAACAACCUAUAAUAGCACCUCCAAAAGAAGAUGUGGCAUCUGAGGACAGCUGCAAUUCGGCCAAUCAAAGUCCUGCGAGGACCAAGUUAAGCAUCAGACGAAACUUCAUUCAGAAAAGAUUGGAAAACAAGGAACGAUUUAGGACGCAGACUUUAAGUGAGUCAAGCUUUUCAUCAGACACACCUUCUUCAGGUUCUCCUCUUAAAGGAGAGGCGGACAUGCAUCUCCUAGUUCAACAGGAAGCAAAUUUAAUAUUGAAAACUUUGAAUGAGACAAAUAUAAAUAUAAACGUAGAUGAAUUGCUGGAUUGUGAAACGGUCAGUUUAGUUUCGAAUGACGAUGAUUCUGAACACAAUUCUGGAGGUUCUAUGAAUUAUAGAACUUAUCACAAGAGUUGGGGUAUCAGAAAGAACAACGUCCCAAUUAUACAGUCCAAUUUGACGAUAGAACAACAGCAAGUAGCAGUGCAGAACGAUCUUGUAAAUUGCGAUCCCAGUAAUUUAUCCAACGAUCCAGAAUAUGAUCACACGUCCGGAGAAUCGGAUCAUUCAGAAGACGAAAAUCAAGUAAAAGUAAUAGGGAAACCGAAAAUAGUGAAGCCUGGUGAAAAACCAGCCGUCGAAGAACCCACCGUACAAGAAGAACAAACUAAAGUCGUUCGAGGUAGAAGGAAACCACUUUUUUCCAAGAUCAAUACAAACAUGAAGACCCCACCCAAACAAAUCAAACCCGUGAAACCAGUGUCACCAAAUGUAAGAAAUUCUGGACUAAAACCUGGAACAAAUCUCAAGGCAGUGGCCAGCAAACAACCUAGAACAGUGUUGGCGAAGCCGCCAGUGUCACAGAGUAGGGUGAAUGGUCAUUCAGUUUCGCCGAAAACCAGUCCAGCCAGAUCAGCAGUAAAUAAAACUACUCCCAAACUGUCGACGAUUCCACCUAAGCAAAGUGCAAAGGAACAACCACCGCAGUUGGAGCGACAAGGUACAUUCACCAAAGAGGACGUUCCUUCUCCGGUUUUAAAAUCAAAGAUACCCGCACCUGCGUCAAAAAUUCCGUCGUUUACGUCUAAAAUAGCCAAGUCAGUGGCUAGCACUGCGACAAGAUUGAACGGCAAAACAGCCGUCGCUAAAGGGUCAGUCAAGUCCGCUUCUUCGGACAGAAUUCCGAAGACGAACAAGAUCUACAACAGAUCGACGAGUGCGGACAGCAGGGACACGAACGUAAGAAAAAUCCAAAGCUCCUCUUCGAGUCAGAGCUUGAAAGGUGACACGAGGAUACAGAACGGUGCAAUAAAAAAGUCGGGUAUUCCCAGUCCCGCACAACGAUCCAACAGCAACUCAAGUUUAAACUCAAACGGCAGUGCCAAGAAACAAGUUACCAGCAAGAUUGCUAGUUUGUGGAAAAAAAUCGAAGAGUCCAAAAUGAAAACUCCAAAAAACGAUACGAGGGUAUGGAUUCAAACUGAGGCGGAACCGGAGCCGGAGCCACCGAGGUUGAUACGAAGCAACACGUUCGAUAACAAGGAGGAGGUGAAAUUGAGAAGUAAACCGGUGCAAGAAGAUGGCACCAUUACAAAACGAAUUUCAAGAUUGGGUUCGUUUGUUGUAAUGGACGAGAACGAAGGCGGAAUUGAUUUGCCAGCGGCCACUUGUACAGCAAAUGUAUAAUAUUGUUUUUAAUCUGGUUGUGUCGUUGACUUUUAUUAUCGCAGGAGAUGACUGACAUAUUAAAAUCAAUUUGGUUUGACCCAUAAUUUUGAUACCUAGAACUCAUACGAAAUAUAAACCAAACAAAUUUGAUUUUAAGAUGUUUUUAGAGUACAUUGUUUUAGUUACUUUUAGGAAUGUUUUGUGUUGUAAGCCAUAACAACGUGUUUCUAGUCGUUUUUCUUUUUGUAUAAGCAUUUACACUUAUGUAAAGACUGUAUAUUUAUUUGUAUUAUUAAUUCGUGAUAUAUCUAGUAUUUACUUAAUGUGUAUAUAUUUUUAGGUUUAGAUAUAGGAAAAUACUUCACAACUGUAGUUUUAUAUCAUGUUUAUAUUAUUAAUUUUCAGUUGUUAUAAAGGUAAUUUUAAUUCCAUAUACAUAUAAUCAAUCAAUUUAGUUUAUACAUUAUCAAAUGUCUAUAACGUCGUUCUUGUCAAUAUAUAUUGCUUUGAGGUU
Molecule: messenger RNA, 8566 nt
Organism: Aethina tumida (small hive beetle)
Lineage: Eukaryota; Metazoa; Arthropoda; Insecta; Coleoptera; Nitidulidae
Product: adenomatous polyposis coli protein-like
Exons: 15
Coding region: 148-8070 (2640 amino acids)
Biological process (GO): pattern specification process; cell fate specification; cell migration
Cellular component (GO): cytoplasmic microtubule; catenin complex; beta-catenin destruction complex
Molecular function (GO): beta-catenin binding; microtubule binding; gamma-catenin binding
Source: RefSeq, a predicted model, not a curated record